CAGAUCCCAAUCAACGAGAGAGAGAAUUGGCGUUUACGCAUCCAUCAUAAAGGCAUUCAAACUCAGUCAUCCGCCUCAAGCACAACGAUCUGCCAUUGUUUAGAGUGACAUCCAUCAACAGGCUUACCAUCAAGUGAUACAAACACUAUGGCCAGCUGGGAUUUCUUAUCAAAGUUUAUCAUCGUUGGCGAUUCAGGCGUGGGUAAAUCCAGUUUAUUGGUUCAAUUAACAGAUCAAAGAUUUUUGGCCGAACCUGAUCCGACGAUUGGCGUCGAAUUUGGGAGCUAUGUCGUGACUAUCGAUGAAACAGGCGAAAAGAUUAAAUGUCAAUGUUGGGAUACAGCCGGCAGUGAAACAUUUCGAAGCAUCACCCGAUCCUACUACAGAGGCGCAGCUGGAGCCCUGUUGGUUUACAGUAUCACCCACAGACCGUCUUUCCUCCAUAUCGCUGAAUGGCUAAAGGAUGUACGAGAACACGCAGAAGAGGAUGUCAGUAUAAUAUUGGUGGGAAACAUGAGUGAUCUUUGUCCCGAGGAUGAGUCAGAAGAGGAAGAGGAAGAAGGCAAUGAGACAGGCUCUCCGCAAAGUACACCUUCAAAGAAACGUUCAAGCACAAAAGCCAAUCUGCGGAGACAAGUCACACGAAAAGAAGCAGAAGAGUUUGCCAAAAAGGAAGGAAUCAUGUUUGUCGAAACAAGUGCAAAGACUGGUUCAAAUGUAGAAGAGGCAUUCAAACGAGCAGCAUACGAUAUCCAUGCCAGAUUUCAUGCUUCUUCUGCUAAUCAAUCAAGAGCUGGAAUGACGGCAGGAAGUACUCGUCCAGGCGUGAUUGCCGCUUCAGCACAAGGCACAGAUACCAAUAGAGGAAGGAAUUGCUGCAUUAUUGCUUAAUCAUCGCUUGUGGGGUUUUCAUCUUUUCGUCAUUCAUCACUGUAUAAUAGUUGCAAUUUGUAUACUUUACCCGGCUUUCUUUAAUUUUGCGAUGCUUCACUUAUGCCACAGAUUGUCCAUCAGCUC
Molecule: messenger RNA, 1017 nt
Organism: Meira miltonrushii
Lineage: Eukaryota; Fungi; Basidiomycota; Exobasidiomycetes; Exobasidiales; Brachybasidiaceae
Exons: 2
Coding region: 148-891 (247 amino acids)
Biological process (GO): regulation of endocytosis
Cellular component (GO): endosome
Molecular function (GO): GTPase activity; GTP binding
Source: RefSeq, a predicted model, not a curated record